Trichoderma citrinoviride is the source of this 903-nucleotide messenger RNA. RefSeq lists its product as hypothetical. The record is from RefSeq and is a predicted model, not a curated record. Lineage: Eukaryota; Fungi; Ascomycota; Sordariomycetes; Hypocreales; Hypocreaceae. Bases 1 to 903 code for a protein of 300 amino acids. The transcript has a single exon.
AUGGCUCCAUCUCAACCACGUACCGUCCCCUCGUGCGAAGAUGACCUCGUCCUGGGGCAUCUGCUGGGUUAUCGCUAUAAGGAGGUUGUUGAGUCAGGGGGAGUGCUACUUCCCGGAAAGCUUCGCCAUAUCGAAAAGCUGGAGGGAUUUCUGAUGAGAGACGUCUUGUUUGUCUCUGUCGAUGUCGCUAGAGGACGCGAUUUUGGGAGCUGUUUCUCAGCGGAGAGUUUCUGCAUCGGCAUCUCCAUCCUGGACACCCGAAGCCUUACGAAGCCCAUUGACACAGAUACAGAAGCUGAGGCCGCAAUCAAGUCGGUUCAAUAUGUUACUAACGACUUUGAGUUCUUCAACUGGGCUGCUAAACUGUUUCGUUGCGGAGGGAUGUGGUAUGUGGACCCUGCACAAGCUGCCACCAACAUCGCCUGGCUCACACGGGACCGUAACUACGUUCUCGUUGGGUCAGAGCUACAGCGGGACUGCGAACUGCUGAAUCAGCUGAGCUUUUCGAGCUGGAAGAUUGCUGAAAGAGCUUGCUUUAAACUGGACAUUCUUCGGGCUGCGCAAUACCCGCUGCAGUUGAGGCAUCGACCCAACUUACAGUAUUUUCUCGAGACCUUUGGGAUCAAAUGCAAGCGACUCAGCUUUCCCGGGAACUACGCCCCCCUUUCUAUGAAGGCUAUGCUCUUGCUUGCUGUCCGCGAAUGGAACAUGACCGACGACCCCUUUACGGAUGCGGAUCGGAGGUUGGAGCGUAAUCUGCUCACAGUUGCCACACAUAGGCUUCCCUCGGCAAGAAUUGCCCCUCCGCCAGUGUCUACGGAGAUGCCACCUGCAGAUGCCACAGACGAGAAGGAUGAACGGGAUGAUGGAGAGGAGCCUUGGGUUCUUAUGCCUCCCGUUUGA